Molecule: messenger RNA, 2196 nt
Organism: Beta vulgaris subsp. vulgaris (sugar beet)
Lineage: Eukaryota; Viridiplantae; Streptophyta; Magnoliopsida; Caryophyllales; Amaranthaceae
Exons: 11
Coding region: 192-2048 (618 amino acids)
Biological process (GO): tRNA methylthiolation
Cellular component (GO): endoplasmic reticulum
Molecular function (GO): tRNA (N(6)-L-threonylcarbamoyladenosine(37)-C(2))-methylthiotransferase activity; 4 iron, 4 sulfur cluster binding
Source: RefSeq, a predicted model, not a curated record
CGCAAACGUGCUCCCGAGAGCACAAUAGAAUUUUCAUAAAAAACAGUGGAAAUUAAUGAAGGAAAAUGAGAAUGAAAAAGAAGGAAUAAAACAAAGUGUAAAGUCUGCAACUUUUUUUUGGUGUAGCGUCUAGACUCUAGACUCCAUUGCAGCAGCAGCUCUAUCUCACAGUCACACUGGUGGAAUUCAAAAUGGAAGACAUCGAAGAUUUAUUGGCGGGAGAUGGAGGAGUUGCUCCGGGGUUUCGUUUACCCGUCACUUCUGUUAUUGGGUUAAACCCUAAGAAAAAACCCAUCAAAUCUAACCGUUUUUUAGUUCAAGACCCACUUCAAUCCAUCAUAAUUCCUGGCACCCAGAUAAUUUAUAUAAAAACUUUUGGGUGCUCUCAUAACCAGAGUGACAGUGAGUACAUGGCUGGUCAGCUAGCAGCCUAUGGGUAUACCUUAAGUGACAAUCCUGAGGAGGCAGACUUGUGGCUGAUAAAUACGUGCACAGUUAAAUCACCAAGUCAAUCUGCCAUGGAUACUCUUAUCUCAAGAGGAAAAAGUGCAAACAAACCCCUGGUCGUGGCAGGGUGUGUGCCACAAGGAAGUCGGAACAUAAAAGAGCUUGAAGGAGUUAGUAUAGUUGGCGUGCAGCAGAUUGAUCGUGUCGUAGAAGUUGUAGAAGAGACCUUGAAAGGCCAUGAGGUGCGGCUUUUAAAUAGGAAAACAUUACCCGCUCUUGACCUCCCAAAGGUGAGGAAGAACAAGUUUGUUGAGAUUCUCCCAAUUAACGUUGGUUGUUUGGGUGCUUGUACUUACUGUAAGACAAAGCAUGCACGUGGUCAUUUAGGAAGCUAUACUGUGGACAGCCUUGUUCGGCGAGUGAAAACUGUCAUAUCUGAGGGAGUUAGGGAGAUUUGGAUAAGCAGUGAAGAUACUGGAGCAUAUGGCCGUGACAUUGGAGUUAAUCUUCCUAUUCUUUUGAACGCGAUCAUUGCGGAGCUUCCCUCCACUGGAAGCACAAUGCUUCGUGUUGGGAUGACUAACCCACCUUAUAUUCUUGAACACCUGAAAGAAAUUGCUGAAGUAUUGUGUCAUCCUUGUGUAUACUCCUUUCUUCAUGUUCCUGUUCAAUCUGGGAGCAAUGCUGUCUUAACUGCUAUGAAUCGAGAAUAUACAGUAGAAGAGUUCAGGACUGUGGUGGAUACGUUGACCAAACUGGUCCCAGGGAUGCAGAUCGCAACUGAUAUUAUUUGUGGUUUUCCCGGUGAAACCGAGGAUGACUUUUGCCAGACUGUUGAGCUUAUUAAGGAUUAUAAGUUGGCUCAAGUUCAUAUUUCACAAUUCUAUCCUCGUCCUGGUACUCCUGCUGCAAGGAUGAAGAAAGUGCCAAGUGCUAUAGUAAAGAAACGAAGUCGUGAAUUAACUGCUGUUUUUGAAUCCUUCACUCCAUAUAACGGGAUGGAAGGGCUGGAGGAGAGAAUAUGGAUCACUGAUGUUGCAGCAGAUGGAAUUCACUUGGUGGGACACACCAAAGGAUACAUACAAGUAUUGAUCACUGCUUCAGAAAGCCUUCUUGGUGCUUCAGCUAUUGUAAAGAUCACUUCUGUUGGAAGAUGGUCCGUUUUCGGUGAAGUGAUUGAGGUUCUGUGUCACAGUUCCCAAGAUGGACCGUCCAGUAAGGAGGAACCGAGUGACAGUAGACUCUCUUCAUGUGGUGCGAGUGAUGAACCUUGUGCAUGCUCUAAAGAGCCAGAAGCAUGCUGUAAUGCAGUGAAGUGCACUGAUACUUCAGAAGUUAUUGCUGUGGCCGUCAAUGGCAAUCCAGGCGAAGAUGAUAAAAAACAUGAUGCACUGAGGAAACGAAACAGCCUUUUGAUGAAAGAUUCUGAGAAUACAGUUCUCCGGCAGCCCAACUUGAAGGAAAAUUCUAGCAAGGCAAGAGCAAGCGUAGCGCAGUGGAAUUUUGUUGAUAAAUCUCUUAUUGCUGGUAUAUUUCUGAGCUUUUUAGUUGCUGUAGCUUCUGUUUUUCAACUAUGGUUUAGGAAGGUGAUGUCUAGCUAAUUCUCAGCAACUAAUUUAGAGUGGUUGUCACAAGACAUAGUGAGACCAAUUUUGUUACGUUGUAUUGGUAAUUCAAUUUUGCUUAUGAUGUUCAAAAACUUUAUCACAAUUAAAGUAUAUGGCCAUUUUUGGCCUAUUUGUUGGCUCA